AUGCCACCUGCCAAACGAGCCAUUUUGGGAUGUCGGGGCGGGCAGCCCGGGCCCCUCAGCGCCGCCCCGCCCGGGCUGGCCCGCAGGGGGCGCUCGGCCGCCUCGGCCGCGCUCAGCGCCCGCCCCGCCCGGCCCGGGGGAACCCGAGGCCGCUCCGGGGGAGCCGUCCGACCUCCUCGGGCCGGGAUGGCGGCGGAGGACGAGGCGGAGCUGAGCCUGCUGGAGUGCCGCGUGUGCUUCGAGCCGUACGGCCCCGACGGGCAGCGGCGGCCGCGCAACCUGCCCUGCGGGCACGUCCUGUGCGGGGGCUGCGUGGGGGCCCUGGGCCGGCGGCGCCUCGAGUGCCCCUUCUGCCGGCGGCCCUGCGGCCCCGCCGAGACCAGCGACUGCCGCCCGCUGCUGCAGCUGCUGGAGCUCCUGGGCCCCGCCGGCCGCCUCGCCCGGGCCCUGGGCGGGAGCGGCGGCCGAGGGGCGGCCGCGCCGGCCCCCGCGGGGCUCGGGCUGCGGCUGUGCCUGGGCGGCUGGGGGUCGCUGGUGAACCCCACCGGGGUGGCGGCCUGCCGCGGCACGGGGCGCCUGGCCGUGGCGCACGACGGCAAGAAGAGGAUCCACGUCUUCGGGCCCGGCGGGUCGUGCCUGCAGCGGUUCGGGGAGCGGGGGGACGCGGGCAACGACGUGAAGUACCCGCUCGACGUGACGGUCACGCCGGACGGGCACGUGGUGGUCACCGACGGCGGGGACCGCUCCGUGAAGGCCUUCGAUUUGGAGGGAAGGGGGGUCCUGGCGGUCCGGGAAGGCUUCCGUUUGCCCUGGGGCUUGGAUGCCACCCCCAAGAGUGAAGUCAUCCUGGCCGACUCGGAGGCAGGCGCUCUGUACCGCCUGACGGCCGACUUCGGAAGGGGGGAAUUGAAGAAGUGUCAGAUGAUCCGGGCUCAGCUCGUCAGCCCCAGAGCGGUCGCGGUCUGCCAGACCUCGGGGGCUGUCGCGGUAAUAGAGCACCUGAAGGCUCAAGGACUGAACAAGGGCAAGGGCAGCACCCGAGUGAAGAUAUUCAGUGCGGAGAUGGAUCUCAUCGGGCAGGUGGAUAGCUUCGGUCUGAACCUCGUAUUCAGCUCCCAAAUAUAUGCUACGGCUGUGGCCUUUGACAAAGAAGGUCGUGUUAUAGUAACGGAUGUGUGUAGCCAGGCCGUGAUAUGUUUAGGGAAACCUGAGGAGUUUCCCAUGUUUAACCCUCUAAUUAGCCAAGGGCUUUCUUACCCUGUCGGACUGACUUACGUGGCAAGUGAUUCCCUCGUCGUUUUAGACAGUGGCGAUCAUUCAAUAAAAAUAUUUAGCACUACCUGAAUGGUUUAGAUGCUUACUGCUACAGGUUUAAGCUGCUUUUGGCCGUAACGCAUGGAAAGUUCUGGUGCUUGUAGGCACAUAGAGAGGAGGUGGUUUCUGGGCUUUAUGGUGAAAUUACUCCCUGAGCAACAUGCUGUGCUUCCUGCAAAACUUAUGUCGGAUCUCUUGCCUGCCUGUUGGGAGAAGAUCUGGCUGUUGCUGGCUGUAGUCAACAAUUAAUCAACCAAACAAAUAACUUGGUAUUUUAAAACUAGCCCAUACCUUGAAAACUAAACGUUUUUCAUCCUUUUUGAUGAGUAAUGAAAGACCAGCACCUGUGAAAAUGAUGCGUCAUCUAUUUACAUUUCCCAGCACACAGUUUUCAUUGUUCUUAAUCAUAUAUACACUCACGGGGUUGACAGAGCUUCUGUUUCCGGGAAUUCCAGCUUUUUUGCUUCCACAAGAAAGGAGUUUGGCUUGACAAAAUGAUAGGAGAAUCGGAAGCUUCCGUUCAAGGUUGCCUAAAUCCAGCUCAGAUCAUUGCAAUGGAGGAGCUGCCACUGAUGAGUGAGUUACGUGGUGUUCAAAGCCUAUUUUUUCCAUACUAGGAAAACACAUUUCUGGGAGCACCCUUCUCUCUGCUAGUUUAGUCCCACCUUGAUUAGGGUUGUACUGGAGCACUGUCUUUCUCUAAAAUGCCCAAAUUGUCUUUACCUAGAGAUAAUCUGGUGUGCGGUUACACAGCUCAGGCAGCUUUCCCUAAAAGCUCCUCGAAGUAAGGGUGUUUAAACCACAAAUCUCCUGCCUAUGUAAAUUUGAGUUGGCUGUGCUGCUAACACAGCUGCACUUAGAAGGUUUUCAAUACUGCCUGCUCCUGCUUUGGCAUUAAUAGGGUGCUUUUGCACCCAAACUGGAGGAUUCAAGUGCAAGUUGAAAUGUUAGUGAGAAGUAAUAGAGAAAGAGGGAAGUUUUUUCUCCUAGGUUCAAAAUGAGGUUUUGUUGAUUGUGAAUACACAGGAGGUUUAGAUCAGUUUAUAUUCUCUUGAAGAGAGUUUCACUGUGGACACAAGUUCUGUUACCUUCUUGCACAGUGGAAAUUACAGUAUAUCUAAAUUAUGCUGAGAAGGAUUAACAUCCCCACUGAAAGUCAC
Messenger RNA from Empidonax traillii (willow flycatcher), 2474 nucleotides. It is a transcript of the gene NHLRC1, whose product is annotated as NHL repeat containing E3 ubiquitin protein ligase 1. NCBI's taxonomy places the organism in Eukaryota, Metazoa, Chordata, Aves, Passeriformes, Tyrannidae. The transcript is spliced from 2 exons. The record is from RefSeq and is a predicted model, not a curated record. Bases 1 to 1344 code for a protein of 447 amino acids. Gene Ontology annotation, biological process: proteasome-mediated ubiquitin-dependent protein catabolic process; protein polyubiquitination; negative regulation of translation. Gene Ontology annotation, molecular function: translation repressor activity; ubiquitin protein ligase activity; protein binding.